Exophiala bonariae is the source of this 792-nucleotide messenger RNA. RefSeq lists its product as uncharacterized. Gene Ontology annotation, molecular function: oxidoreductase activity. The transcript has 5 exons. Lineage: Eukaryota; Fungi; Ascomycota; Eurotiomycetes; Chaetothyriales; Herpotrichiellaceae. The record is from RefSeq and is a predicted model, not a curated record. Bases 1 to 792 code for a protein of 263 amino acids.
AUGCGAGGCAAGGUAUUUGCCGUGACUGGUGCUGGAUCAGGAAUUGGAAGAGCCACAGCAGUGAGACUCGCAGAGCUUGGCGCCCGGGGGAUUGCAAUCAGUGACAUUGACGAGCUCGCGCUGGAAGAGACAAAAGUGCAAUGUCUGCAUGGGAGCAUUCAGGCCGUAGUGAAAGUCACGGUGAAAAAAGUUGACGUGGCCAAGAUUGAAGAGGUCAAUUCAUGGAUCAACGAGGUCAUGCAGGACCACGGCAAGCUUGACGGUGCCGCAAAUGUUGCUGGGCUCGCUGGUGGCAGUGGCCAAGAGACGGAGGAUAUCGUCCAACAAGACUGGGACAGAAUGAUCUCCGUCAAUCUUACAGGGGUAAUGAAUUGCAUGCGAGCUCAGCUGAAGCAGAUCUCACGACCUGGAGGCUCCAUCGUGAAUGUGUCCAGUACAUCGGGUCUUCGUGGACUAGCAAAGAACGCAGGCUACGCCUCUAGUAAAUUCGGUGUCAUCGGAUUGACAGAGUCAGCCGCUCAUGAAUAUGGCAGACACGGCAUCAGAGUUAAUGCGCUUCUGCCUCUGACCAGAGGUCCGAUUGAUACCAAGAUCUUCCGGGAUGGCGAAGCGAAAGGGCUCUUCGACGCUAAGAUAAUAAGCGCAGGCACUUUGAUGGGUCGUAUGGGUACAGCUGAUGAAGUGGCGAAGGUAUUGGUGUUUCUGCUGAGUGAUGAUGCAUCAUUUGUGACAGGAGCACGGUGGACUGUGGAUGGAGGCUACUCUGCCUGUGGCUUCUAUAGUGCUGGAUAA